GUUAAGAGUGUCCCUUGUGGGCAUCUAGUCCACCUUGCACUCGUCUAUUUUCUUUCCGGUUGUUGUUGUUGUUUGUACUAGUCUAUUAUGAAUUUAAUACGUACCUUUCCACAAGCUGACCAAACUUAAGAUACAAGAAAAAGAAUGAGGAAGAAGAGCAUCAGCACAGAGAAAUUCUAUAUAUUAUAGGCGUUGGAAGCUUUGCUUGCAAGAGAGUUUUUGGAGAUCAUUGGGUGGAGAGAGCAAGGAUGGCAGAAGCAAAGGGAGUGAAGGUGCACGGGUUUUGGGCCAGCCCUUACUGUCUCAUGAUCCACCAUGCCCUUAAGCUCAAGGGCGUGGCCUACGAGUACGUGGAGGAAGACCUCCAGAACAAGAGCGAGUCGCUCCUUGAGCUGAAUCCGGUCCACAAGAAGGUGCCAGUCCUUGUGGUGGAUGGCAAGCCAAUAGCGGAGUCGCUUGUCAUCUUGGAGUUCAUCGAUGAGAUGUGGAAGGAACCACCCCUCCUUCCGGAGGAUCCCUACAAGAAAGCUAAGGUCCGGUUUUGGGCUGAUUUCUUCUACAAGAAGUUUGUGGCCGCUUUCUAUGCUAUCACGGAGUCUGAAGGCGAGGCACAGGAGAAGGCAACCAAGGAACUCAUAGAACACCUGGCCACUCUAGAGAAUGGCUGUCGAAAGGACUUAUCAAGUAAAGGCCCAUUUAUCAACGGAGAGAAGCCUGGCCUCCUCGAUGUGAUAAUCGGCUCCAGUUCUUCAGGAUUUAGGGUUCUCGUGGAUCUUGUUGGAAUGGAACUAUUGGAGAAGGAGAAGUUGCCACUCCUGCACUCCUGUGUAGCUUCCUUCGUAGACCUUGAGGUGACCAAGGACACGGUUAUUCCCCAUGAAAAGAUGACCGGCCUCAUCCUUGCCGUGAGGGAGAAGGCUCUUGCAUCUGCUCCAAAGUAACCUAUUUCUUUGGCCAAGCAUGAGAAUGUUUACCUUCCCUGAGUUGGCAGCGCGCAUGGAUGCUCUCAGCUUUAUUGCGAUGUUUGGUUUCAGUACUUUGUGGACUUUUUUAUUUCCUAAGAUAAGAGCUGUGUUUGUUUGUUUUUGUGAAGUUGAGUUUUGGUAAUGUUACGAAUAAACUAGUAAGCAUAAUAACAAAUCUAAGUCCCGUGUUUUUUUCUUUUA
Molecule: messenger RNA, 1166 nt
Organism: Phoenix dactylifera (date palm)
Lineage: Eukaryota; Viridiplantae; Streptophyta; Magnoliopsida; Arecales; Arecaceae
Product: glutathione S-transferase U10-like
Biological process (GO): glutathione metabolic process
Cellular component (GO): cytoplasm
Molecular function (GO): glutathione transferase activity
Source: RefSeq, a predicted model, not a curated record